Chelmon rostratus (copperband butterflyfish) is the source of this 8601-nucleotide messenger RNA. It is a transcript of the gene shroom4, whose product is annotated as shroom family member 4. Gene Ontology annotation, molecular function: actin filament binding. The record is from RefSeq and is a predicted model, not a curated record. Bases 2 to 5728 code for a protein of 1908 amino acids. The transcript has 12 exons. Gene Ontology annotation, biological process: actin filament organization. NCBI's taxonomy places the organism in Eukaryota, Metazoa, Chordata, Actinopteri, Chaetodontiformes, Chaetodontidae. Gene Ontology annotation, cellular component: adherens junction; apical plasma membrane; cortical actin cytoskeleton.
GAUGGAAACGGUUGAGCAGCUCGUCUCUUUCCACCACAUUCAGGUUCAGUUGAGCGGGGGCGCGCCUUGGGGGUUCACGCUGAAAGGAGGGCUCGAGCACGGCGAGCCGCUCAUCAUCACUAAAAUCGAGGAUGGAGGGAAGGCCGCCCUGUGCGAGAAGCUGAGAGUCGGCGACGAGCUCAUUAACAUAAACGGAUCCGCCCUUUACGGCAGCAGACAGGAAGCCCUCAUCCUCAUCAAGGGAUCGUACAGGAUACUGAAGCUCACAGUCAGGAGGCGCAGCGUUCCUCUCAUCAGGCCUCACUCCUGGCACCUGGCAAAGCUAUCGGAGCUGCCCCUCCCUCCCCCUCCCCCUCCUCCUUCUCCUCCUCCUCCUCCGCCCUGCCUCCCCCCAGCCGACUCCCCUCCUCUCCCCCCUCCUCCCCCUCUGUCUGCCAUGCAGCUCCAUCCCGGCCCUUACACACUACCCUGGCACACAACUGACAACAGUGACUUGUCCUUGCAGUGGGCUCAGCUGUCCAGACCUUACGCCUCCACCGACCGAAGCAGUUCCCUGGGCUCCAUGGAGAGCUUGGACACACCGACACCCACCGCACAGCCGUACUCCGACUCCCAUAAUUCGCCCGUGGACCCCACCCUCUUCAACAACAAGAGAGACUCUGCCUACAGCUCAUUCUCCGCCAGCUCAAACACAUCCGACUACGCAACGGUGCCACUAAGGCCUGGGGAAGCCUGCUCCAUGGAUAACCUCUUCCAGAGCCUGGGGCCAGCUUGUCGAGGCUACCCUGGUGCUGACACCUCAACACUGGGGAGCUCAUCUUGCAUGGCCCAGGAUGAGGCACAGCUUGUUGUGCACAAGUCCAGGUCUCUGACCAGGCCAAGACCAAGACCUGUUGAGGUAAAAGAAAGGCCUUCCUCCUGCUGUUAUGAGGAGGAGCGGAGGGGAGACUUUGAGAUAAUAAGAAAUGGAGAAAGAGGAGCUGAGAGAAAGACGAACCCUCCUCAGCCUCCAACCAGGAAGGACAGUUUUAGGGCAACCCGGAGUCGCCCUAAUGCAGCCAACAAACGUUGCGUGUCUGCUCCUAUUGAAAUUUCCAGUGUUUCUUGUUACUAUGACAAAGACAAGUCCCCACUGAAUGUUGAAUCAGGAAUCCACAAUGGCUUCCCUGCACCUGAAGAAAGUGACAAAACUGGGACUUUCAAAGAGGAUAACUUAGACUCGCACUAUCUCCAAAGACAGACUAAAGACAUGAGACAUAUCAAAUGUGAUGCUAGUGUUAAUAAAGAAUGCAAUUCAGAGACCACCUCAGAUCACCUCUCUGACCCAUUGACUGCCUCCCUAGUCCCUAUCACCUCCUCUCAUCCUGGCUCCCUACCUGCAGAAUCCUCCAUUGAGGUUCAAGAGCAGUCUCAUACUAUGCACUCCCAGACCAAGCACAACUCUACAGGGCUGCACCGGCACAGUGCCCCAGAGAAGCUCCUUGCAACGCAACUUCAAUUAUUGCAGUUUAACAGUGACAGCUCUUCAUUGGAGCUUUACAAUCUUUCGAACCCUUCUGAUCGCUCCUUGUCCCCUUGUAGCAGCCAGUGGUCGCAUUCAUCACUGCAGCCCACAAGGGAAGACCAAGAAGCUUCUCACAACCACCUCCACGCCCCGUCAAACAAAUGGGAAGGCAGCCGUUGCUCAACCCCAGGAUCUGUGUUCUUGGAAGGAGAUGAUGAUGAUGGUGGUUCAAGUGAUAGGCUCGAAGGGAUGGGUGUAAAUGGCGGGUGCCUCCCACCAAUUGAGCAUCACCACCCCUGGGGCCGCUCUGUGAGUGUACCCGGGGACCCCACUGGAUCGUCGUCUCAAGGAAGGUUGAGCUCUGACCAGAUACUAGAGAGAGAUUUUGAGCCUCUUAGUGCUGCUGCCAGUGUGGACACCUUACUGGAGGAACAUAGAGCAGUGGACAGAGAAAGAAGUGGAGGUCAAAAAGAGGAUGUAGAAGGGGAGACAGACAUGAAGAAGUCUAAUUCCUCCAGGAACCAUCGUCGGAACCGUCGUCGUAGCGAGCGAUUUGCUACCAACCUCCGCAAUGAAAUCCAGAGGAAGAAGGCCCAGCUUCAGAGGAACCGUGGCCCAGGAGGGCUGCUCUGUAGUGGGGAAACUGUCCAGGAGGAAGAGGGUCCAGACCUUAAUGAGGAGGGAGUAGACCCAGAUUUGUCUGCCCAGGAAAGGAACACCAAAGUUGCAUUUGCCUCACAUGUUAGUCCCCAAGAUGCCAGCACCACAGCACCAGUUGAGAAAUCAAGUGAAUCAAAACAUGAUGUCUUGCAGACUCAGACUCAGCCCCAGUCAACAGCCUACACUGAAAACAACAGCCUAUCCAGGUCUGUACAGAUUCUGGACCCAGGAGUGCCCAGUUUUGGUGUCGGCAUCCGAGUCGUGGAGGAACCAGCUCCUGCUGGCAAAGCCCGACGCUGGCGUUGGACCCCAGAACAUAAGCUACAACCAGAACCUGAACCAGACCGACGGUGUAGAGUCAUGGGCGAGAGGGUGUUGGGAGUCACAGGGUCACGGCAUGGGGUUUGUGCCUUCACCUCCUCAUCCGCCUCUUCAUACAUUCGCUCGUCUUCAUGUUCUCGGAUGGAGGAGUCAGAAAUCCUUCCAUUUGCAGAUAGAAUGAAGUUUUUUGAGGAGACAAGCAAGGGUAUGUCUGGGUUAAGUGUCUCAAGUCUGUCAAGUCGCAGGCAGAAGAAACCCCCCCACCAUCCAGACGUCCAUAGAGGGCAGCUUGGACAGCUUGGACAGCAGCCGACCCAAAGGAGAUACUCCUACCAGGGGGGACUUCAGCAGGAAGGUGCCCUGCUUCCAAACACUGUGGAAGCCAGGAGGCUGUCUGUUAGUACCAGCAGGGAGAGACAGAAAGAGAAGGAGAGGGAACAAGCGAGAGAAAGGGAGGAGAGGGAAAGGGAGAGGGAAGAAAGGCUGAGGGAGAGAGAGAGGCAGCAGGAGAAGGAAAGACAGGAGAGGGAAUUAGAAAUGGAGAGGGCAAGGCUGAGGGAGAUUCAGCAGGAGAGGGAGCAAGAGGAGAGGAUGAGACAGUGGGAGAGGGAAAGAGAGAGGGAGCUUGAGUUGGAGAGAGAAAAAGAGAUGGAGAGGGCCCGAGAGAAGGAGCGUCUCAAAAAAGAAAUAGUGAAAGAGCUUGAAAGAGAAAGACAAGAGAGGGAAGAAGAUGCUCAGCUCACAUCACAUCAGGACUUCCAUGGCAGAUCUGGCAUCAAAGACAAAAAUCAAGACUUCCAACAAAAGGACCACUCCCACAGCUUCCAGCCUAAGCCUCAGGCAUUCUCCCAUAGCCAAAUCCAGAAUCAAGUCACACGAUCAGCUUUUUAUCCAGUCAACACCUCCUCCCAGCCCCUGGAGAACCGACAACCUCUUCACCAGGGAUACACAGCGAGGAGCUACACACCUACAGAGCCGUAUCCCGCCCGGCAACAGGAAACGCCCAGGCUGAACAGGAACUACAGCCUGACCGAGAGGGACUACCCAAGCUGGAGACGGGAGUCCAGACGUCCAGAGAGCAAUAAUCAGUAUCAUCAGCACCCCCACCAGGGCCAAUGGGGCCCCAGACAGGUUGACAGCAGCAGUGAUGACCACAACGGAUACCCCUUCCCUCCCCCGCCGGCUCCUCUUUCGCUCCGAGGUCGAGCCAUGUCAGAAAACGACCUCCGCUUCGACAGCAGCCACCGCUGGUCGCCGUCCAUUUCUGUCGCGACCAGCCAGACCCUGAGCGAGGUGGAGGAACGAGGCGGCGGCGUCAGGGGAGGAGAAGCCGCCAACGCAGCCCGGCCAAACAGGAAGAAGACGCCGCCUCCCCCGAGACCUCCGCCCCCGAAGUGGGAGCAGUUCCACCGCAGACGAGCUUCGCACCACACCCUGUUCUCCUCCUCUUCCUCUCCUGCUCCUCACUCCAUCCCUCCCUCCUCCGACACCACUCACUCCUCCUCGUACAUCCCUCCGCUUGAAACGUCCAGACAGAGGUCCUACAGCCUUCCUCCAGAGAGGCAGGAAGUGUCGGAGGGCUGCCCGCGCUGCAGCUGCGCCCAGGCUCAAAACCUGGAACACGCAUUUCCCCACGCCUCGUCCAAUCAGAGCCAACCACAAAGGCAGGAGCACCCUUUCUCCCACGCUCCGUCCAAUCAGAAUCAGGCUCCAUUUCAGGAACCGCCCUUCACUAUUGCACCGCCCAGUCCCAUGUUCUCCAGGAGGGCCUUCAGACCGGUGGCUCCGCCCCAGAGAGACAGGGACCCGAGGAGCUCGUAUGACGGACAGCAGGAGAGGGUGGGGGUUUUAUCAUCUCUGCCUCCACCGCCACCAACAGAGAACAGUGUGAGCAGUCGCAGCCCCAACCAGGACAGAGUAACAGCAAAACCUCACAAACAGCAGACCAACAUGAGACCAGGAGCCGAGUGGGAGAGGGCCCCAUCUCCCAGAGUUCAUAGCGACUCAGCACUUCCACCUGUCGUAGAAAAUGGCGGCAGCAGCGGGGCUUUACCUCCUGAAUCCUACUUCGCUGACUAUGAGCAGCAGCAGCAGCUCCGUAUGAGCAGAGGCUUUCAGAGCAUCGAUCCGCAGAAGGUCCCCGAAACAGCAACUGAAUCAGAGGCGACCCUCAGUCCGAGCCCCGCACACAGCCUGGACGCAGACCUGGACGUCCCCAUGGAAACGGACAUCGAUGACUUCCAGGAGGACGAGGGACUCCCAGCAGAGGACGAGCCGAUCACCAGCGAGCUCCCGUGUUUCGCGCUGCCGGUUACGGUCCUGGAGACCGACAUCGACACCUUGCCGGACAGCGAGAGCUCGCCGUCGAGCAGGACCAGGGUGGAGAGCAGCUCUCUGGAGGAGGAGCUGGAGGCCGGGGAGAGCGGCCGAGAGAGGCUGAGCCUGGAGGAGCUCUUCCCCCAGAGCAGCGAGGGAGAGUCGGGCACGGAGAGCUGGAGAGGGGCCUACCAAACCACCGAGCACAACACAGACAGCUUGGACAGGCGGUCCGGCGCGAGCUCCAGCUGUUCGUCCUAUUACAGCACGUCGGCGGCCAAAGCCCAGCUCCUGUCGCAGAUGAAGGACUUCACCGAUAACAGGGAGCGGGACGACGACGAGCUGACCUACAAGAAACAGCUGAUGGAGAGCCUCCGCAAGAAGCUGGGAGUGUUGAGAGAGGCUCAGAGGGGACUGCAGGAGGACAUCAGAGCCAACGCACAGCUGGGAGAGGAGGUGGAGAGCAUGGUGGUGGGGGUCUGUAAGCCCAACGAGGUGGACAAAUUCCGCAUGUUCAUCGGCGACCUGGACAAAGUGGUCAGCCUGCUGCUGUCGCUGUCCGGGAGGCUGCUGAGAGUGGAGACCACGCUGGACACGCUGGACCCCGAGUCGGAGCACCACGAGAGGCUCCCCCUGCUGGAGAAGAAGCGGCAGCUCAUGAGGCAGCUGUCGGAGGCUCAGGACCUGAAGGACCACGUUGACCGCAGAGAGCAGGCCGUCAGCCGGGUGCUGGCCCGCUGCCUGUCCCCCGAGCAGCACCGAGACUACAGCCACUUUGUGAAGAUGAAGGCCGCCCUGCUGGUGGAGCAGAGGCAGCUGGAGGACAAGAUCCGGCUGGGAGAGGAGCAGCUGAGGGGGCUGAGGGAGAGCCUGGGGCUGGGGCUGGGAAUCGGGAUGGGAAUGUCGAUGGGAUACGGACAUUACUGACAGACGCAUCUGAAGACAUGAAGAAGCGAGGCUUGUAGUCACGUUAAGUCCGUUUUGAGACAUGAAGCUGAGUCCGGUUCAAGUUUAGAAGAGGUGAAAGCAGCGAUUUUCUUAAAGGAAUAGUUUGACAUUUUGGAAAGUGUGAUUAUGGAUACCACUCUCAUGUCUGUACACUGGCUCUGUCCAAACGUACUAAAAUCCACCUCACAACCAGUAUAUCUUGCUUUCACUUCCUGGAGUCUUCAUGCGAAGCUAAGCUAACCAGCUCCUGGCCGUAGCUUCACAGUUAGCGUUCCAAAAUGUCAAACUGUUCCUUUAAGGAUCUGCAGACAUGUAGAUCCAGGAGCUCCAGGACCAAACAGCUAUAACAGCUCGAGCACCCCGAAUUUUUUUUAAAGUAAAGGCGUAAAACUUGACUCCAGCACCGAUGAGACCAUAAGAGGGGACACGAGUCCAACGUGUCCAAAAAGGAAAAGAAAGUCGAGAAUGGACACACAGGAAGCAUUAACAGAUCAGAUAAAUCUUCAAAUACGCCAGAAGCGUGUCGACAGGACUGUGAUUGGACAGCUGGGAGCUCGUCGAUGGGCAGAAAUGAGGAUGAGGGGAUUUGGAUGUUGCUGACGUGGAAAAGAAGAGGACGUUUUUCCCCAGUUUCACCUGAGACUGGAGCAUUUUUCAAGUCUAAUGAUAAAGAAAAGAACAUAAAAUAACCACAUUUUAGGCCUGAUGAAAAUGAUGCCGUCUGCUUCGCACAUGUGCCUGAAACACGUACUGUAAGACUGAACUAACGACACUACACUUCCUCACACUACGUUGCCAAAGACGUUUUCUCUCGAUGAAUGUGUCACUGAGACGCUGCUUUUUGUGUGUGUUUUCUGUCGUAUUUAAAUCUCCCGGUUCAGAGAAUCGAAGGAGACUUUUUCCCGGUGCUUCAUGCGGAGAAGCUGUGUUUCCGUUACUUAGCGACACUAAAGUCAAUGUUGCGAGACGCCGUUUGUGGCGUUAUUAACUGCCGUUGUGAAGUUAACUAAAUGUGGAAUUCCUCUUUUUGUAUUCACCUUUGUUGCAGGCUGACACCUGCAUUCAGCAGUACUUAAACUGUAUUAUCUACCAUAAUACCAUCAUAUCACUUUGUAUUCCCAUUACUGUAAUGUUGUGGCGUAACAUGUUUCACUGCGUGGAGUUUGAGACUCCGCCGACUCGUUAUACUGUCACAUAUUAACUGUACAGACGACACUUGUGUUUAUAAUGUAUACGAUGUGUAUAUAGUGAUCUUGAUUUGUGAAAUGACUGGAAUUGGUUGUAAAAAUUGGUUGUAAAAGAUGAACGAGAAGACCGGGAAGAGUCAACGUUUACUGUAUAUUUUUGACAGGAAGUGAAUCUUAGGGGGAGUUUGGUUUGUCUCUGAACCAGUUCUGGUUGUUCAAGUUCAAGUCUUUGCCCCAAACUGUUUCCUGUUCUUCCCAGACCACAUUCAGUUUGUUCAGUUAAUAUUUACUGGAGACUGUAGUUUUCCUUCACUUUCUCCUUGAGAGAUGAGACUGAUACCACUCUCAUGUCAGUACGGUCAGUAUAAGGCUACAAGCAAGCAGUCUGUUAGCUUAGCUUAGCAUAAAAACUUAUAGAAAGAGCUGGCCUGGCUCUGUCUAAAGGUAGCACCUCUAAAGCUCACUAAUUAACACGCUAUAUGUUCUUGGUUUAAUGCAAACAAAUGUCUCAAAACAAUGCAGAGGCAAGAUAGCUUAUCUAGCUAGACAGGCUAGCUGCUUUAGCCAUGUUGCAAACAGCUUUUACACUCACUUUUAGUCAAUAUUGUGAAAUGCUAUUUGCAGCAUUAAUAAAUACUGAUAUUAACAGAAUGUUAAGUUUAAAAGUGACCCAGUGUGUCUUAGCUAGUCAGGCUAGCUGUUUUAGCUAACCUGCCUCUGUAAUUUUUACACUUUGUUUUUUGUAGGGAUUAAACAAACGAGAUAUAACAUGUUACUUAGUGAACUUUAGAGGGGAUGGACUUUAGUUUUGGAGCUAGGCUAACUGUUUCCCUCCAUUUUCGGUCUUCGUGCUAAGCUAAGCUAAGCUAACAGACUGCUGGCUUUAGCUUCAUAUUUAACACACCUUUUCAAAUGUCAACAAGAGAGCAAAUAAGUGCAUUUUUAACUGUUUCUGUCUCAUUUUUUUAAACUGAAGUGAAAUAUUAUAGUUUAAAGUUACAAAAACUUUAAAGUUUUUCUCCCAAUUUGUGAAACAUGAACUUUCCUGAGAGCCAGGAUUUAAAGAGGAGGGCAGAUUUCUGUUUUUAGGUUAAUUAUCCACCAUCACAGCCUGACAUUAAACUACACAGUUAAUCAUCACAUUUUUAAAACCGAACAACACAGAAAGGCCCUGCAGCUCAACAGGACGUGGCAUUUUAAAGAGGAACUGUGCAUAUUUUGGCUGCUGAAGUGAAGUGAAAACAGACACCUUUGUCUUUUUCACUGGUUAACUGUUGAUCGAGUAAACUUGUUCUGGUAAAAAGCAGCAAACCUGCAGCUUAAUGUUUAUUAAAAGUUAAGAGUUUUACACUUGGUUUUGCUCAUAUUUGUACUUUGUUCCCAGAUGUUUCCUGCUGUUUUAACACCAAACAACUUAAAAUGCCCACAUAUACAUAUGACAUGUACUCUUGUGCUAUAACAGCCGUUUUCUACACCGACUGGAAAGUUAUUGACUUGACAAGAGAGGAAAAGAAGUCGCUUGUUGGACCAGUGAGAGAGUAUAUUUCUUCUGCUCGUGUUUUCCUACGUGAUCCUGAUUUAUUGCGAAGCCUUUUUUGUAAAAUGCAUUACAAAUUCUGUAACUGCAAAAACGCUCCUGUGAGGAAGUACCAUAAAUAAUAAUAA